UCUCUCAUAUGGUUGUGGAGUGAAAUUUAGUUCAUUUCUUAGGUGAAGUGCGGCGUUUUUUUCCGGUGAAGUUCAGCUUGGGUGUUUCUCGGCGAAGCUAUGUUGAAAAAACUGAUCUAGGGAGAUGGACUUCGAUUUGAAUAUACCCGUAGGCCUUGAUGAUUUUGGCGAUUCUUUGAGUGGCAAUUCAAAUUUUGGUGAAUUUGGUAGUUUAUUUUCAGGUGGUGAGACUGAUGAAUCAGUAGAAAGUUAUUCAGCAGAAAGUGUGGAUUUGGAUAGCAUUUUGAAUGGAAAGAGAGGUGAUGGAAAUGCUGAAGAGGUUGGGGAUGUAAACAGUGGCGAGAAGUCAUUGACGUUGCCGGAAGUGGAAGCUAUGAUUAGAGUUGGAUGUGCUAUUGACACUUUAGAUGAAGUAUUUGUGUUAUAUGCAACCUAUGCACGGAUGAUUGGGUUUUCUGCUAGGGUUGGAAGUAAUGGCUAUUUCAACGACCGAAAGACUGUUUCUUCGAAGGCUUAUCAUUGUUCAUGUGAGGGGCAUCCCGAUAAGAAGGCGUCGACUAGUAGAAUAGCUGCAUUUAAAAAGCACAGUUACCGGAGCAACUGUAAAGCUAGGCUACGUGUUAGUCGGGCAGAUGUGGAUUCGCCUUGGGUGGUAACUGUAUUUUUCAAAGAGCAUAACCAUGAGCUUGCCCAUCCCAGCGAAAGCUAUUUGUUGCGAUCUGCUAGGAAAAUUGAACAUUCACAGAAAACUUUGUUAAUGGCGAUGAAGUCGAGUGGCAUUGGUGUAAGCCGUGCUUAUCGUUUCUUGGAGAAAGAAGCUGGGAAUCGAGAAAAUAUUGGUUUCACACGCAAGGAUGUUUAUAAUGAACUGAACCGCGAAUCAGCGGCAAUGGCGAAAUCUACAAAUGGCGAUGUGAACAAGUUGAUGGAGUAUUUAACUGAGAAAGGAUUGGGGGACCCUGCGUUUUAUUGGAAGGUAAAGGUGAGCGAUGAUGGUAGGCUUCAAAACCUUUUUUUUCGGGAUAGUAGAUGCCUUGUUGAUUACCAACACUUUGGUGAUGUGAUUUCUGUGGAUGCUACGUAUAAAACUAACAAGUAUGAUUUGAUUUGUGUUCCCAUUGUUGGAAUAAAUCAUCAUCGGAUGAAUGUUAUGUUUGGCAUUGCAUUUUUAUGCAACGAGAAAACCGAAUCGUACGAGUGGUUAUUUGCCACAUUUCUUGAGUCUAUGUACAAUAAAGAGCCCUCUAUUAUUUUCUCCGAUCAAGACCAAGCUCUUAUGAAUGGUGUCGACGUUACCUUUCGUGAUGCAAAGCAUAGACUUUGUCAAUGGCAUAUAAACAAGAAUGCCGGGAAGCAAUUCGGUAGGCUUAACCAUGAUAAACAUUUCAAAAGCUUGUGGUACCGAUGCAUGAAUGGUUGUGAGAAUGAUGAAGAGUUUGAAUCCUCUUGGACAACUAUGAUGGAAGACUUCAACUUAGUGGGUAAUAGAUGGUUUAGCGGCAUGUAUAAGUUAAAAAAGCGAUGGUCAUCCGCUUUCACGAGAGAUAGAUUUACCGGUGGAUUACAUGCAACAUCUCGGAGUGAAGCGACGAACAAGGUUCUUAAGGAGUUGUGUCGUUCCACUACUAGUGUCCAUGAAUUUGUCGUCGGGUUUGAGAGAUUGCAGAGAAAUUGGCGCACACAAGAAUUUGAGGAGGAUGCUCUUUGUCGGGGAAUGCCGGGUAUGUUCAUACAAAAUGCGAAAAUUCUUUUUCAAAUUGGGGAGGUAUGUACUCGAAAUAUUUUCAAGUUAUUUGAGUACGAAGCUUUGUAUUCGGUUUCUCUUAAAGUGAGUCAAGAACCUAUCGAUUUGAAUGAUGAACUUUUGGAGUUCAAGGUGUGUUCAUCUACGGCUUUUAAAGGGUACCGCGUUGUCAAUUUUAACCAAACAACGAAGAUGGGGUCAUGUUCUUGUUGUAUGUGGGAGACGGAAGGUAUUAUUUGUCGACAUUUAUUUCGAGUUUAUUUCAAUAUGAACUUGGAUAAAGUGCCCGAUCAAAUGUUGCUUACUAGGUGGCGCAGGGUGUCGAAGGAACGAGUGCCUUUAAGUAAGCGAUCUAUUGAUUGUUGUGGACCAAACAAAUUCACUCAUAUGGUCUUCGUCAAUCACAAUGCACAUCGUGUGUAUGAUUUGUUGACCGAGUGCAAAGAGGACAAGGCGUGUCGGGAUAUUAUCACUGAACGUAUAAGUAGUAUGAUAGCUGAAGUGAAAGGGAUGAGAAAAAAUAGUCAACCUACUGCCAAAGCCGGACCUUCUCGUUCAUCUUUGAAAGAGCCAUUGCAUAGGCCGGUGAACAACCCAACACCAUCGAAGAAACGUUCCUAUCGACGGAGGAUUGUAAGCAAAAAUUGGGAUGCUCGGCGUUCCGGCGCAGAGAAGAGAUCAAAGGCGACCGUUGACAUCAAUGAUUUCGUGGAUUCUGAGGACAUGCCUGAAUUCCUGAGUAACCAAUACAGUACCCAAAAUGAUCGUGUCAUGUCCGAUCGUUUUUCCGUUGAUUAG
Molecule: messenger RNA, 2542 nt
Organism: Salvia miltiorrhiza (redroot sage)
Lineage: Eukaryota; Viridiplantae; Streptophyta; Magnoliopsida; Lamiales; Lamiaceae
Product: protein FAR1-RELATED SEQUENCE 5-like
Exons: 3
Coding region: 125-2542 (805 amino acids)
Biological process (GO): regulation of DNA-templated transcription
Molecular function (GO): zinc ion binding
Source: RefSeq, a predicted model, not a curated record